AUGGGUGUGCAUUUGAAAGUUUCAGAGGCAAAUGCAUUGCUAGCACAUUUUAGAGUGAGGCCUAUUUUAAUGGACUGGAUUAAAGAAGCACAAAGUAAAGAUGAGCUUGUAGCUAAGGCUUUAGAGGAUCCUCAAGGAAGGAAAGGAGAGAUGUUUACUAAAGGCAAAGAUGGAGUAUUGAGGUAUAGAACCAGACUUUAUGUGCCUGAAAGUGAUGGAUUGAGGAAAGGAAUAUUAGAGGAGGCGCACAUGGCAGCCUAUGUGGUACAUCUAGGCGCUACAAAGAUGUAUCAAGAUAUGAAAGAGGUAUAUUGGUGGGAAAGACUUAAGAAAGAUGUAGCUGAGUUUGUCUCCAAGCGCCUAGUUUGUCAGUAG
Messenger RNA from Theobroma cacao (cacao), 375 nucleotides. The record is from RefSeq and is a predicted model, not a curated record. NCBI's taxonomy places the organism in Eukaryota, Viridiplantae, Streptophyta, Magnoliopsida, Malvales, Malvaceae.